CUACCUGCUUGGAUGGCAUAUACCGGGUAUGCCUUGAUAAGCAUCAUUGCAGUGGUUACCACGCCAAUAAUAUUUCGACACGUAAAAUGGUACUACGUAGUUAUAGCUUAUGUCGUCGCCCCCAUGCUUGGAUUUGCCAACUCCUAUGGCACGGGGCUUACCGAUAUCAACAUGGGCUAUAACUACGGAAAGAUCAGUCUCUUCAUCUUUGCGGGUUGGGCUGGCAGGGAUAAUGGUGUCGUUGCAGGGCUUGUUACCGGUACAUUGGUGAAGCAACUGGUGCUUAUAUCUGCAGACUUGAUGCAAGACUUUAAGACAGAUUAUCUCACUCAAACAUCACCAAAAUCAAUGAUGGUGGCACAAGCCAUUGGGACAGUCAUGGGUUGCAUUGUCUCCCCCCUGACGUUCAUGCUCUUCUACACGACAUUUGAUAUUGGCAACCCGACUGGUUAUUGGAAGGCACCGUAUGCACUGAUAUACCGUAAUAUGGUAAUACUUGGUGUUGAGGGGUUCUCAGUGCUGCCAAAGUACUGUCUAGCACUAUCUGGUGGAUUUUUCGCAUUUGCAGCACUGCUCAGCAUGGGAAGAGAUGUCAUGCCACACAAGUAUAGGAAAUAUGUUCCCCUUCCAAUGGCAAUGGCGGUUCCAUUCCUUGUAGGCGGAAGCUUUGCUAUUGAUAUGUGUGUUGGGAGUUUGGUGGUUUUCGUCUGGAACAAGAUAAACAAAAAAGAGGCUGGCUACAUGGUUCCUGCAGUUGCAUCUGGUUUGAUAUGUGGGGAUGGCAUAUGGACGUUUCCUUCAUCCCUGCUUGCCCUUGCCAAGAUUAAACCACCAAUCUGCAUGAAGUUUACACCUGCACCCUAG
Lolium rigidum is the source of this 864-nucleotide messenger RNA. RefSeq names its product iron-phytosiderophore transporter yellow stripe 1-like. The annotation marks the transcript as partial. The record is from RefSeq and is a predicted model, not a curated record. The transcript has a single exon. Gene Ontology annotation, cellular component: plasma membrane. Gene Ontology annotation, molecular function: iron-nicotianamine transmembrane transporter activity; oligopeptide transmembrane transporter activity. Lineage: Eukaryota; Viridiplantae; Streptophyta; Magnoliopsida; Poales; Poaceae. Gene Ontology annotation, biological process: response to iron ion; seed development.